AUGCCAAUACGAGAAUAUCCCCAAUUGACCUUCGGAACAACCCCGGGACUAGGAUCCAAAGACAUGGAAAAGACACUCUCUCCUACGAAGAAACAGCGAGGCGGUACAAGGAAGGCUUGCAACGAGUGCAAACAGCAGAAACUUCGGUGUGAUAUCGUCCAAACCCCCGCGGACACCUGCUCGCGUUGUAAAGGUCUCCAGAUUGAAUGCAAGGUGGAACCUUCUUUCACGCGUGUCUCAAAAAGAAGGCGAAAUGCUGAAAUGGAGCGCGAGAUUGCAGGGCUCCGUCGACGGCUUGCCACUAAUACCGAUCAUGAUGGCCAUGCCGUCAAAGGUAACGUCGGUGGUGAUGUGUCCCAGCCUGCAGGCAGCGCAAUCUGGAACCCAACAGCUACCACACUGAAUCAAGGGGAGAUUGUGUCUACUAGUCUCAAACCACAGGAGGAUAAUAUGUGGAGAUUGGAAGAUGUCUCUCUAUCCAUGCUAAGAGUGACACGACUAUUUGAGCAGUUUUUCAAAUACUAUCAUCCAUUUCUUCCACUUUUAGACCCUCAAAAACCACCCGAGCAUUAUCUCUGCCGAUGUCCCUUACAAGCAUGGACGAUCAUUUGCGUCGCUAGCCGACGAGCUCCAGCAGAGCCAGGCCUCCUCGGCGCACUCACUGGUCCGUUCAGCAGACUUCUAUGGUCGACUAUCACCAGCGUGCCACAGGAUUACGCCAUUGUAAAGGCCCUCUGCCUUCUGUGCACCUGGCCCCUUCCCACAACUAGCCAGAGAAAGGAUGCUACCUUUAUGCUGUGCGGGCUGAUGAUGCAGAUUUCCAUGCAGUUGGGGUUGCAUCGCCCCGUUCAAGCAGAAGAGUUUACCACAUUUCGAAUAGGUCACAAGGAAGCUGUGAAGGAUAGGCUACAGACAUGGGUCGUCUGUAAUAUUGUAGCUCAAAACAUUGCCACCGGAUACGGACAACCCCCAGGGACGAUAUAUGACUGGGCGCUUGAGCCAGCGUCACUCCAGGAUGCCGGCUAUUAUCCUCCAGAAGAUCUGCGAACUCGUCUCCAGAUUGAAAGGUUCUGUGAUCGAAUUACCAGGUCUCUAUAUAACAAGCUCCAUUUACGAUACUUCAUAUUCUUAGGUUCAAACCCAAGACCUAACGACAUUACGAAGCUUUUUAUCGCAACCACCUCAUUUCUCAGCCAGGUACUGGACCUCGAAACAUCCCCAGGCCAACUUAUCAGCUACGCAACAAACUAUAUCCUGCAGAUGAUCAUCUCGGCAGCAUUCGGUCUAAUGAAACUACUCAAAAGUACCUUCCGACACCACAUCGACUUCGAAUACGGGAAGCUGUUAUUCAACGGCGCAAUAUCCGCCCUGAGAAGGAUCAGCGUCAUGGACCACGAUCGCCCCGUUCGACUUGCGGACGUACUUGCACAGAUGUGGAAUGCAGGCGAUCCCGAGCAAUCCGCCGAAGAAGAUAGCUUACAACUCAAAGUACGCUGUCGGAUGAGUAUGAGCCACGUCUACGACACUGUCUGGCGCUGGCGACACCGCUUCCGGCCCAGAAAGGACCCUUCGGAUGCUCAAGUAGCUACUACCGCUGAUCCGACUGGAUCUGCGACCAUGAUCCCCGAUCAAUUCGAUGGAUCUAUAGACAAUUCUGCGCUGAUCUGUCCGCCUGAUUUUGGCCCAGGCGGUGCCUUCUUCAACGAGACCGGAUUCGCGGAAAUCUUCGAUUCCCUUAACUGGGUGUUUGACGAGCUUCCUGAUCCUUUUACCGCUCCCCAAUUAAUGUAA
Molecule: messenger RNA, 1791 nt
Organism: Aspergillus pseudonomiae
Lineage: Eukaryota; Fungi; Ascomycota; Eurotiomycetes; Eurotiales; Aspergillaceae
Exons: 8
Coding region: 1-1791 (596 amino acids)
Biological process (GO): regulation of DNA-templated transcription; DNA-templated transcription
Cellular component (GO): nucleus
Molecular function (GO): DNA-binding transcription factor activity, RNA polymerase II-specific; zinc ion binding; transcription cis-regulatory region binding
Source: RefSeq, a predicted model, not a curated record